AUGGUGUUCCUCCGGACCGGCGCCCGUGGCACUUUUGUACAGAAAUCUUUAAUCAUCAUCUUAGCAUUCAUAUGUAUAGCUUCUUUGUUAGCGAACCGCGAGAAACUUUCUACCUCGAUAAAUAAUACAGUUGGACGGCCUCAGCAAUCAUCGAACCCGGGUGAAGCUGCUUCACAAAAUGCGCAGGCGUCCGCGACAGAUGUGCAGGCUCCAACAAAUGACGUCAAGUCUUCAGAUGCCCAUCUACACCUCCUCAUACCUGCAACUAGCAGCAACCAAUACCUCUGCCAGCUCCUUCUCUCAGCAGCUAUCCUGAACUAUCCCACACCAACUCUCAUCAAUUGGGCCACCAAGGAAGACAACAACGCAUAUGUCCAGCACAUUGCAAAGGUCAGCAAGAUUCUUCAAUACUUGGAGAGCUUUCCCCAAGGGAAAGAGAAGGACUUGGUCCUCAUUGUCGAUGGAUACGAUGUUUGGUUCCAGCUGCGUUCAGACGUGCUGAUAAAGAGAUACUUUGCCAUCAAUACCGCAGCCAACAAGAGGAUAUCGAAAACCCUUGGGAAUGUGGCCGCAAAACAGGACAUCAGACAGACUGUGAUAUUUGGCCCGGACAAGCUAUGCUGGCCCUCUGGGAACGAUGGAGGCCGUGCUGCUUGUUGGGCAUUGCCUCAAUCCACCCUACCUAAAGAUGCAUUUGGCCCCAUUAAUGAUACGGACAUUGUUACCGCGAUUUCUGACCCAGUCCACUCUCGACCACGCUGGCUGAAUUCUGGAACCGUCAUGGGUACUUUGGAAGACGUGCGAGCUGUAUUCGAGGCCACUUUGGAUUUUGUCCAAAAGAAUCACACCUCGGACUCCGACCAGUGGUACCUCGCCAACCUCUUUGCCGAACAAGAGUACUCGCGCACAUUACUGCAACAAAAGCCAUCUUUCAACGCGCCUGCAAAGCCCGAGAUCCCCGUCAUUGAAAAGGGCCAGAAGACCGAAUAUCACAUCGGACUUGACUAUGAAUCUGAGCUCUUCCAAACUGUUGGCUACUACCAAAAAUUCAUCUCUUGGCUGUGGUUUGAUGCUGCCAAAGGCAAAGGGCAGCAGCUCAGCCAGUCCUUCACCAACUCGCACGGAUUCGAGCUCCCGGAAGACAUUCUUGCAUCGCCACCACCUUUCUCCGUGGAAAGCAAGUCUCACUGGGAGACUACGAAUGUGGGCGAUGAAGAAAUCAGGGAAGCCGCAACCAGAUUACCUCUCGAUCGUAAGUGGAAAGAUCUGCCACUUGCUACCAAUGUCGUCACGAAGCAGAUUUUCACGGUUUUACAUUUUACCUUUGUGAAAGAAUUGCGGGAUGAAUGGUGGCGGAAAAUGUGGUACUAUCAGCAAGGCAAAGAAUUGCUCUUGGCCGCUACGAGACAGCACAAAGCUCCAACUAUCGACAAGCCUGUUCAAGGACAAAUGUGGUGGAAUGCAGAAGCGUCUCACUUGGCGGAUUCUGAACAGGUCCUGAAGUCGACACAAGGCCAGAAAGGCGGUGCCUGGAGUGACAAGGGGAAAUGGGUCCCAUGGGAUGAGGUGUGCUUGGCAUAUGAAGGGCUCAUCUUUCCCGCGAAGAAUAAAGGCGGAUGA
Messenger RNA from Letharia columbiana, 1620 nucleotides. RefSeq lists its product as uncharacterized. The record is from RefSeq and is a predicted model, not a curated record. The coding region runs from base 1 to 1620 and encodes 539 amino acids. Lineage: Eukaryota; Fungi; Ascomycota; Lecanoromycetes; Lecanorales; Parmeliaceae. The transcript has 2 exons.